Messenger RNA from Oldenlandia corymbosa var. corymbosa, 243 nucleotides. The record is from the annotation of a GenBank genome assembly. Lineage: Eukaryota; Viridiplantae; Streptophyta; Magnoliopsida; Gentianales; Rubiaceae.
AUGUUUGAUGUUCAGGUGGAUGUUAUUAGAGUUGCUUUAAUUGCUGGGGAGUUCAAAGGAGUAAAGAAUUUGCAUUCUGAAACUGGUUACAUGGGAGGUAACAAUGAAGUUGGCCAAAGUUUAGAGAUUACCAAGGUUUAUACUACCAAUUUGAUUUCUGACCUUAAAAACAUCCACAGCAACAAGAAAGCUUUUAAUGCAAUCAGGCGUCUUACCUUUGCUUUAUUCAUGUUUAACAAGUAA